Pungitius pungitius (ninespine stickleback) is the source of this 1833-nucleotide messenger RNA. It is a transcript of the gene junbb, whose product is annotated as JunB proto-oncogene, AP-1 transcription factor subunit b. The record is from RefSeq and is a predicted model, not a curated record. Lineage: Eukaryota; Metazoa; Chordata; Actinopteri; Perciformes; Gasterosteidae. The coding region runs from base 359 to 1345 and encodes 328 amino acids. The transcript has a single exon. Gene Ontology annotation, cellular component: transcription regulator complex. Gene Ontology annotation, biological process: regulation of cell cycle; regulation of transcription by RNA polymerase II; regulation of cell population proliferation. Gene Ontology annotation, molecular function: transcription factor binding; RNA polymerase II cis-regulatory region sequence-specific DNA binding; DNA-binding transcription factor activity, RNA polymerase II-specific.
CGGCUUCCAGCCGUCCGAACACACCUCAAGGAGCGCCCGAGUCCCGCAACAUUUGCGACUUACGGAAUCCAAAACUUCUCGAUUUUUCCGCCGCGGGUUCGCAAAGGAGCAAAGACCCACUCAGACGUUGGAGAAAGAUUUCUGACUGCGUUGUUGGUGGACUUUUGGACUUUCACUCUUUCUCUUCUGGUUCUUUUGGGAACACUGUUGAGAGUGAGAGAGAGAGAGAGAGAGACACAGAGGCAGACGACGAGUCGGUGCGCGCUCUCCGCUGACACUGACAUUUGUUCAUUCUCGAGAAGCUGUGUUUCUAGAAAGAAGCAGCUGGUAAGCUCACUUUAUUCGCUUUUCCGACUUUAUGUCUACAAAGAUGGAACAGCCCUUUUACCAUGACGACUCCUUUCUGUCGGCUUACGGCCAAUCGGACGCGGGCCUGCACGACUACAAACUGCUAAAGCAGAAUAUGAAUUUGAACUUGACAGAGCCCUACCGCAGCCUGAAAUCCCAGCUGAGGGCCGAGAUAGACCCGUACCACGGGGGUCACCAAGACGUCGGGUCGCUAAGGCUCGCGUCCCCGGAGCUGGAGAGGCUCAUCAUCCAAAACAGCAACGGCGUGAUCACUACCCCCACCCCGGGCCAGUACUUCUACAACCGGGGCAUCACCGAUGAGCAAGAGGGCUUCGCGGACGGCUUCGUCAAAGCCCUGGACGAGCUGCACAAGAUGAACCAGAUGCCCCCUCCCAACGUGUCCAUCGGUGCCGGUGGAGCUGCGACGUGUUCGGCGGCGGCCCCUAGCGUCUUCGGCUCAGCCCUGCAGCCGGAGCCUCCCAUCUACACCACACUGAACGCCUACUGCCCGAACACGAGCAUCUCCUCCGCCUCCAGCUACCCAACGGCCACCAUCAGCUACCUGCCGCCGCACCAGCAGAAUCACCCCCAGAGCGCGACGCACGGCACGCACCCGUUCCAGCACGCGCUGCAGGGCUCCGGCCUCCAUUCGCACCGGAUCCUCAAUCUGAAAGAGGAGCCCCAGACCGUCCCCGACCUGCUGAGCAGCGACGGCUCGCCCCCGAUGUCUCCGAUCGACCUGGAGAGCCAGGAAAAGAUCAAGGCGGAGCGAAAGAGGCUGAGGAACCGGUUGGCGGCGACCAAAUGCCGGCGGCGCAAGCUGGAGCGCAUCGCCCGGCUGGAGGAUAAGGUGAAAGGUCUGAAGAACGACAACGUGGGGCUCUCCAACACGGCGUCGGUGCUUCGGGAUCAGGUGGCGCAGCUCAAGCAGAAGGUCCUGACGCACGUGAGCAGCGGCUGUCAGCUGAUGCUCACCAGCAAGUUGGAGGCGUUUUAAAAAAUAAAUUAAAAAAAAACGACAGAGACUACUAACUGACUGAGAAGUGAUAACACUGGAGUCGCGCUCUGCACGCGGAGCACCGGGAACACCGGGGCCGGUGUGAUGUCAGCGUGGACAGCAGCAGCAGCAGCACAGGACCACCGGGCCGUGCGCAGACAACUCUUUAGGCUAUUUAGGGUGAAAAGACUGAGUCACAAAUGGUACUUCCGGAUGCUGGACAUCAAAGCACCAUUGAACCCCUGACACCGGGGCCGCAUCCAGACCGAGCGGGCAGUGAGCCGGGCCGCGCGCACACAAUGAUUAUUGUAUUUCUUUGUACUUUUUGCAACUGAUAAUUUCAUGCAAUGCUGCAUUAUUUCAAUGUGUAAAUUAUUUGUUGUUUGUCCGGUUGACCCGGGCAACCCAAUGACGUCCAAUGUUUACACUGUCUUUCAUUUUUUAUUUGUGAUGUGUAUUUAAGUAAAGUGUCUCCAAAUGAAACUGAA